Molecule: messenger RNA, 1259 nt
Organism: Homalodisca vitripennis (glassy-winged sharpshooter)
Lineage: Eukaryota; Metazoa; Arthropoda; Insecta; Hemiptera; Cicadellidae
Product: protein obstructor-E-like
Exons: 5
Coding region: 19-750 (243 amino acids)
Cellular component (GO): extracellular region
Molecular function (GO): chitin binding
Source: RefSeq, a predicted model, not a curated record
GGCUGUCCAUCCUCAGACAUGGCCGGCCGACCCGCUCUAACACUGCUCUCCCUCGCCACUCUCGCAGUGAUUGUGAGCGGGCAGGACUUCAAGUGUCCGGACAAGGACGGUUACUACCCGGACCCCAUCCAGUGUGACCUGUACUACCACUGCCACAGGGGAGACAUCGAGGAGAAGCUGUGUCCUGACGGACUGCUGUUCGACGACACUAACCCCAGCCAUGAACGCUGUGAUACCGCCGUCAACGUUGAGUGUGGCGACCGUACUGAGCUGCAGGAGCCUCAGCCAUCAAAGGGCUGUCCUCGAGCCAACGGGUUCUUCCGCCACCCAGACCCCGAGGUGUGCGACAAGUUCGUCAACUGCCAGGAUGGAGUCAUGACUGAGAACCCUUGUCCUCCAGGACUCAUUUACGACGACACCAAGAGCACUUGCUCCUGGCCCUCCGAGUCUGUCCGCAAGGACUGCAAUGUCAACCAAACUAAGAGAGACGUGCUGCCUGACGGGUUCACAUGCCCAGCUGAGGAUGUGGUCGGACCUAACGGACGGGUCCUGCCCCACCCCACCUACCCUCACCCCGAAGAUUGCCAGAAAUUCUACAUCUGCCGCAACGGCGUCACCCCCCAGUACGGUAGCUGUCCUGGAGGUAGCGUCUACAACGAGGACAUCUUCAAGUGUGAUGAUCCUGAAAACGUCCCAGGAUGUGAAAACUGGUUUGCAGAAGACGACAAAAAGUCCAGGAGACGGAAGUAAUCUACUAGACUGCAAAGAAGAUUUUAAGAAUAUCCGGGAGGAUAACAUUUUUUAACACAAAAGAGAUCAUGUUUAGCACGAUACGUAAUAUUUAAAUCCUCCAAUGUUUUCUUCAAUUGAUAUUAGUCAUUUAUAUGGAAAUUGUUAUGGAUUUUAUAUGUGAAUUAUGUUAAGAAAAGUUUAAUUGAAUACAUUUUCUAAAGGAAACAAUAUUGUUUUUGGAAAUAUAGCAUGCAUAAAAUUUUUAUUGUGUAUUUUAAGAGGAUCGAAAGCAUACAUAUUGCAAAGAUUAUUCACCCUCAUGUUGCAAUGCAAAACUGUUAUUAUUGGGUCUUCUCGAAUUAAACUAUUCGGUCACAUUUUUAUUUUCAUAAUAUUAAAGGAAUGGAAAACUACAUAUCAGAAACAAGUAUUGAAUUUAUAUUCAGUUAAUGUAAGUUUUGAAAAAUAAGCUUAAUGUAAUAUUUAUUAUUUUAAGUACUUUUGUAAAUAAACAAACACAAACUAAA